Messenger RNA from Porites lobata, 905 nucleotides. The record is from the annotation of a GenBank genome assembly. Lineage: Eukaryota; Metazoa; Cnidaria; Anthozoa; Scleractinia; Poritidae.
CAGGCACUUCCAAGCCCAGAAGAUUAUGGGGAAAAGAAAAGAGAUGAACCUGUACCAAUAAAUGAUGACGUGGAGAGAGUUCGAAGGUGUGUAAAUAGUGUAUGUCAAAUCAGCCCCUUCCUUCAGUCUGCAUCACCUUUUCCAGUUUAUGAUUGUGGUUGCUACCCUACCCUUUGGAUGCCUUGACCAGAGGCAGCUGAGAAGUAUGAGAAGUGUGUGUAGUUAAAUUAAACAUAUCAUAAUACCGCAAGGUUUUUCACCGAGUGAUACUGAAGUAUUUCUAGUGACAGGCAAAAUUUUCCGGGGGACAUUGCCAUUGUUUGCACAACUUUUCUCAAUAAAACCAAUAGAUACAUAUACUGAUUCUUACUGACAUUUAUUUUGCAUCAAUUAUUUGCCUGUUCAUGCAUUUUCUGGUAACAUUUGAGAGGCAAAAUCCAUUAAGAGGGUUUUACUGCUCUGUACACUGUGUUUAUAGUUUCCCCAAAAGGUUUUUUUUUGAUAAUAAUGAUAAUUUUUUAUUAAACCAUCAUCAGUAUUACAAAUGUCAAUGUGCCCCAAUGCAAAUAGCAUUAAGAAAUGGUGACAAAGAUUCUUAUUGUUAUGUUGUUGUUAUUUUAAGUGUAUUUCAUGAUGUUUUUUUUCACUUUAGAGCUCAUCGUAAUGAUCUCGAAAACAUCCCAACAUUUCUGAUCAUUGCCUUACUCUUCAUGUUGGCUGGCCUGUGUCCAACCAGGGGCAUCUGGUGUCUGCGAAUCUUUACAGCAGCAAGGAUCGUUCACACUUUGUCAUACCUCAGUGCACUCUCCAAGCCAAGAGCUGCGGGCUUUCUUAUUGGUUUAGUUUGUACCAUUGUUCUGGGAGUUAGCGUGCUGCUCUCUGCAGCUCAUGCUGGUUCAUUUUAG